GAGUUGCGGCGGGCAAUAAAGAUGCCCGACUUGGAGCUGGAAAGCAAGGUUGUCAGAUUGGGCGCCGUUUGCUCCAACACUGGCACCGAUGCUUCCGUACCGACUGUCCUCAAGGAGGAGGUCGAGCUGGCCAUCAAGAAGCCUGGGAUCGAGUCAGCAAGCAAGGUCGCAGCUGUCGAAGCUUGCACCAAAGCUGGCGUUGAUGCCUCCGAGCUGAAUUUCCUCAAGGCGGCUAUGCAGAAGAGGGCUGAUGGCUCGAAGCUUGUCAUGGAGUAUGACACCUGCCCUGCCUUGCUUGGAGUUCUGGUCAUGAAGACGGAUGAGGCUGUGCUGGACAACUCCCUGUCAAUACGCUUGGAGCGAUGGCGGAUGAAGCUGCUGGCACCGUUCGCAUAG
Messenger RNA from Symbiodinium pilosum, 396 nucleotides. Lineage: Eukaryota; Dinophyceae; Suessiales; Symbiodiniaceae. The record is from the annotation of a GenBank genome assembly.